Molecule: messenger RNA, 1667 nt
Organism: Eremomyces bilateralis CBS 781.70
Lineage: Eukaryota; Fungi; Ascomycota; Dothideomycetes; Eremomycetales; Eremomycetaceae
Product: atrazine chlorohydrolase/guanine deaminase
Exons: 4
Coding region: 172-1566 (464 amino acids)
Molecular function (GO): hydrolase activity, acting on carbon-nitrogen (but not peptide) bonds
Source: RefSeq, a predicted model, not a curated record
UAUCUGCACACUAUUAUUGACAUCUAUGACUCUUAGUAUUCAUUGUUGGUACAGUACGAAAUACUUACCUCCUGAACAGUCUACACAUCUCGUCGCCUGGGAAUUGAUAUUAUUUUCUUCUUCUAAUCUGUGCAAGCGCUACCGUAGAACCUCACCACUCAAUUGAGCAACAUGUUGUACACCAACGCCAUCAUCAUCACUGUCAAUGACACCCGCGACAUCAUCCUCGAUGGCGCAAUAUUGGUCAAGGACACCCGCAUUGAAGCCAUCGGGAAGACCACCGCUCUUCGAGCCCAGUAUGCCGACGAGCCCAUUACGGAUCUGUCGGGCAAAAUCGUCAUCCCUGGGCUCGUGUCGACUCAUAUGCACACAGCCCAGACGCUGCUUAGAGGUGCCGCAGACGACCAUGAGCUCGUUGGCUGGCUCUGCGAGCGCGUCUGGGUAGCGCAAGGCAACUUCACUCCUGAAGACGGCUAUGCCGCUGCUCGGAUCAGCAUCGCCGAGAUGCUAAAGUCCGGCACGACGACCUUCUUAGAGAGCAUGUUUGCGAAUCGGUACGGUUUCGAUGGCCUGGCUCAGGCGGUGGAAGAAUCGGGGAUUCGAGGAUGCUUGGGCAAGAUCGUCAUGGAUGUCGGUCAGUAUGCAAAAGACCCGGCAUGGGCAAUGCAUCCGGGGUUGGUGGAAAAUCGGGAGCAGAGCCUGCUGGGGGUUCUGGAUAUGCAUGAGAAAUGGGAUGGGAAGGCAGAGGGAAGGAUUAAGGUCUGGUUUGGUGCGCGAACGCCAGGAGGUGUCUCCGAUGGCCUAUACAAAGAGAUGACCGCCCUCUCCCGCGAAAAGUCUAUCCCGAUCACUAUGCACUGCGCCGAAGUCAAGGCAGACCGCGAGUUCUGCGCCUCCCUCUCCCCUCCCCUGACCCCCAUGACCUACUGUGAUUCUGUCGGUCUCCUGGGCCCACAGACGGUGCUCGCCCACAUGGUGCACUUAGACGACAACGACAUCGCCGUGCUCGCCAAGUCGGGCACGCACGUCGCUCACUGCCCGACCAGCAAUGCCAAGCUGGCGUCCGGCAUCGCACGCGUUCCCGAACUGCUGAAGGCCGGCGUGAACAUCGGACUCGGAACGGACGGCGCGCCGUGCAACAACACGAACGACCUGCUACAGGAGAUGAAGAUGGCCGGCAUCGUCCAUAAAGCCGUGACCUAUGACCCGACGGUCGUCAGUGCCGAGGAGGUCAUGGAGAUGGCGACCAUCAAGGGUGCCAAGGCGUUGGGUCUCGAUAAAGAUAUUGGGAGUCUGGAGGUUGGGAAGAAGGCCGACUUUGUGGCUAUCGAGACUAGGAGCGUGAGGAUGACGCCCUUCUUCAGUCCCGUUUCGGCAGUGGUAUAUACUGCCACGGGGGCUGAUGUCGAUACAGUCGUUGUGAACGGCAAGACUGUGGUCGAGAAGGGCAGGCUCAUUACAAUGAACGAGGACGCUGUCGUGUCUGAAGCGGCGAUUCAUGCAAAGGAAGUAAUGGAGCGCGCGGGGUUAACUGAGAAAGUAAAGGCUAAAUGGCCGCUGAUAUAGAAGAUUUUCUGCAUCGUUCAACGUAGAUUUUGUGCAUAGAUUUAUUGUCAUGAUAACUAAUCUAGGUCUCAUAGUUUAAUAUAGGACGUUUAUAGGUUUAG